GGUAGGGCGUUGCCACGAGGGAGGAGCGUCUAAAACGUUCACCUGGAUCUCCGAGAGUUGAUUGCAGACAGCCUGAGAGUGAGCAAGGACCCAACUUUCAACUGCACAUAAACAUUACUGAUGUGGACAUCUACUCGCAGAGGGACUGUGCCUGAGGUUGAUAGCAUGAACUGAAGCAAAAUGGCUGUUCGUUCUCCUCGACAUGCACGCAGCAGAUCAGAAGGAACAUUAAUUGACCUGGAUGAAAACCCAUCAACAAAUAAUGCGUUUUCAAAAGACAGCAGCUACCGAGACACUUCUAAUGGGCUAGAGACCGAUUUACUGAAAGAUUGGCAUGAGGUCGUCUUUGAUCAUCCUAGCCAUACGGUUUCUCAGCAGACAAAUCCAUUUUGGAAUGGUUUGUCGGGAUCGAACCCAUUUUUAGAUGAGAUUGCCAAAAUAGGCGAGAAGAAGACACCAAGCCCAGAAUCUGUGUUAACGGAGGACCCACUGCUGCUGUUUGAAGAUCCAAGACCUGCUGAGUCUGGCUCUUCAGCUGAUGAAUUGGAUAUUGAUCACCUAAUCUAUAUUGGAAAACCUUUUGCAAAACAGCAUGGAAGAUGGAAAAGUGCUUCUGAUAUUUUGGACUUUUCAAACAAAGAAGAAGUUCCUCAGAAUAAUCGUCCAGUGAGUCAAUUUAUGGUUCCCAAUUUGGAGUCAUUUCAAAAUGACAGAGAAGCCUACAAAAUGGCAUGGCUGAGCCAUAGGCAACUAACCAGAUCUUGUCUCGAUUUGGAUAUGAUAAGCCAAAACCCAGGUUGGGGGCAGACACAGGCUAUUGAAAUGCACAUUGUUUGUAAAAUUGACCAUAAAGGAGGAUCUCUUCAGCUGCCUGAAUCAGAUGUAAGUGUCCACGUACCUGAAGGUCAUGUUUUGCCAGGUGAAAUUCAGGAAGUGGCUAUAAAGUCCUUGCUUGACCCACCUCAAGUACUUAAUAAUGAUCUUUGCACAACUAUUGGUCCAUUACUGGAACUGAAACUGAGCCAUUUAAAGACCCAAGAUUUUAUUUCUUUGGAAAUGAAGGUGACAGCUGAAGUGAAAACUGAUCCUAUGAGUCAGGUUAUGACUGAAAUUGUGUGUCUUUGCAGUGAUGCAAAGGAGGGCCCUUUUGAGAAGCUGCACGACAUUUACAUUUAUAAAGAUGUUAUGCAGGUAAAGCUGAAAAAACUGAGUCCUUGUAUGUAUAUUGUAGCAGCUGUUCAAGCUAAAAGCAUUCAACCUCCUGCAUCAACAGUAUGGGACUAUCUGAAUAAAAUGAUAACUUUUGGAAUUUACGGUCCCAAACAUAUUCAUCCAGUUUUUACUGCUGUUUGUGUUAUCUUUAGUCACAAUCAAGUUCCACAAAAUCUUACAGAUGUUAACAAAAGCAAUAAAAAUUUACCACCGGUUGUUCUUCAACUUUGGGGAAAACAUCAGUUUCAGUUAGAUAGGCCAGAAGAUUUUGAAAUUUCAAUCUUUCCCACUGACUCCCGGUACGAAGUACAAGAAGCUGAUCAGAAUGAAAAGGUUAAAAGAAGUUUGUUAAAACUAGGUAGAACAGUUCGGCAGCCGUUUAAUUUGUCUAUGUGCAAAUCCGGAGAAAUCAGUCCAUUUCAGCUCGAAAUUGAAGUAGCAGGAACCAGCCAUAAUGUAAUAACAAAAUUCAGUGUCCAGACACCCAUGCCAGCACCCAAAUCAAAUGUGAGAAGGCGUUUCCAAAGAUGGAAAGAACCUAUAACAGCUGUUCCUUCAGAUGAAACAUCUCAGCCAGUUAAUUAUCCCUCAUUUCGAGAGAAACCUGUAAAUAUUCUUAAAUAUGGAGUGGCUCUGAAAACUGUGCUGAGGCAGCCAAAGAUUGAAUACCUACUGGAAUAUUUUAAAGGCGACACAAUAGCACUUCUCGGCAUGGACAAAGUUAAAGCAAUUGGCCAAACAAAGAUCAAAGAGUGGUAUGUCGGCUUCAUACGAGGAAAGAUUGGCCUUGUACACUGCAAAAACGUGAAGGUGAUUUCGAAGGAACAGGUCAUGGACUUCUCAGAUGUAAAGAUUACAACCAAGAUACUCCUCCAUCAACUUUUGAUACCAUUUAAGAAGUUGACUUAUAUGUAUUCAUCCAUCCGUAAACUCAUCACUGAGAAUAUUUCCAAUUGGAAAGCAUUUGCUGUAGUGCUUGGAUACACUGACCUCUCACUGGAUAAAAUCUGCAGGAGACCUGCUGAAAGUGAAUCCGAACGUGUUGCAUGUAUAUUGGAGAAGCUGAAAGAAGACUGUCACAGUAGUGACAAUAGGACAAAAAGAAAAUUCCUUUAUGAUGUUGUUCAGGGACUUUUAAAGCUUGAUUGCCAAGGAAUAGUUGCUCGUCUUGUUCAAGAUGUUGUUAUGCUCUCAACAGCUGUGGAGCUUGGUGUCCGUUGGAGAGAGUUAGGGGAAAAACUAUCCAAACUCUCAAAGCAGCAAAUAGAAUCAUAUGAAGCACCUCACAGAACUAAAAGUGGUGAAAUUAACCAGGAGACCAUGUGGAAGCCAGCAUAUGAUUUUCUUUAUACAUGGAGCAUCAAGUUUGGAGAUGGAUACCGGGAUGUACUGCAAGAAUUGCACACUGCACUGGAUAGAAUGAAAAACCCAAUUACAAGACAUUGGAGACAACUAACAGGGGUUCUUAUUUUGGUGAACUGUAUGGAAAUACUAAGAGCUGCUGCAUUUGCCAAGCAUGAUGAGGAAUAACUCUCUCUUAACUUUUUUUGUUUUAUAGAAAACAGGCACUAAAUCAAUUCUUAAACUGUUUGUGAAGUGGGGGAGAAAGAGAAGCAAGACUGUUCUCCUAGAAUGCAAUUACAUAUUUGAUAAAUACUAUCAAACAAAACGUGAUAAGUUAUAGGGUUCAUGUAUGUCUCAGGUGAAUUGAAGAUGGGUUAAGAUUUGGGAAUCAUUCUAUUACUUUUGUUUUCAAAUAUUUGUAGCUUAGCACCAAAUAAGUUGAACCUAUUUACAGAAGUGAUGUGUUUGUGAAAAAUAUUGGGUUAAGUGACAAGCUGUUUCUUUAUUUUAACUUUUUUAGCAUCUGUAUUUCACUUCAGAGCAUGAUAAUAUUUGGACUAAGUUGUUCCCUUUUUCAAAUAGUUUUAAAAAUUUAAACCAUAGUUCCUUCAUGAUCAGCAAUUUAGGGAGAAUUUGAUAUAGUAUGCAUGAUAAACCAGGAUUUAUUUUCUGUGGGAGUUGUGGGCUGCCCCAUUAUCUCUCAAUGUUGACUUCAAAAACUUGAUUAACUGCAUCUAUGAACAUAGUGGCACACAUUUGUAUGGAAACAUUCUCAUUUAUAGAGACUUAUAUCUCACCAAGCUUAAACCAAAACCUAUAGUGCACCACUAGGGUCAUAUAUUUAAUAAAAUAUGCACUACUAUUUUUGGCCAACAUAAUUUUUGGAGUCUUUACAUGACCAUGAUAUUUGUAUGUUGUUCUUUGUCUGUUAUUUUAAUGUGAGCAUUAACACAGUGUCUUAAUAUGUCCAAAUCAAUAAUGGUAAAGGAAUAAUAUGUGCAUACAUUAAGCACUCGUCUGAUGACCACCAAUUUCUAGGCUUUAUUUUCAAAACUGAUAAUAUAAAGUACGUAGUUCCAGCAAUGCAAAAACAUAUGCUAUGACCGAUGCUUACAAUAUUCUUAAAUUGACUCCAAUAUCAUCUUGAUUUGUGUGAAUUGCUGUCUCAUUUUUUUGGAUUUAGUAUUCUUCUAUAGAUCCCAUGAGAGAAAAGAUCAUGUUUUCAGAUUCACAACCUGGAGCCUCCAUACUUGAUGAGGAGUUUUCCAUUUUUAUUCUCUUCUUGCAAUUAUUUUAAUAAGGCAUAGCAUUUCAAAGUUAUGUAUAGAUAUAAGCAAUGCUUAUAAUGUUCCAUCUUGAGAGUAAGGGUCAUUUUUAUAAAUGCAUGUCCCUGUCACAGUGUUACAUACAAAUUGCUCAUCAGGAAUUCACAUCCUGAGAUCACUAAGUUUUGCGGGAUGUUCAAAAAUGAAUAACCGAUCAUUUGGGCCUGAUUCCCUAAAAGGUUCUCCUUAUGUAUAAAGUUCUUUUCUGGGAAUACAGUUUGUAAAAUUGCUUGUAAGGAGUCAUACAAAGAACGAUUACAAAAUAACAUGAGGAUCAUCAGGUAUGAUGAAAGGAAGCUUUUUCUAAUUGUGGGUGAUGUGUGUGUGUUAAGCGAUGAGAAUAAGUGUCUAAUCUUCAUCCACAGUUUAGAUACCAAACAUUAAUAAGUAAUAUGUUCCAUAUGCCCUCAUUAAACUCUGCCAAAAGUUGAUAUAUUGCCAUGAGAAAGAGUUGGCAAAUAUCCAGUAUCCUUAUUGUACCUGUUACGAAAGCUGCCAAAAUUUCUAAAAUGCUGGGAUCAAUAGUGAUUGCAUUAAUGAUGUACAUAUAAUUUACAGUUUUUCUCUGGGGAUAAGUUAUUUCCUUUUGUCUUGUCUUCCUCCUUGAACUUUUAAUUUAUUUUCACAUAUAUAUUGUAUUAAAUAAAAAUUAUGACAAGGAAUAUUGAGGAAUACAAAGAUAUGUUGUAUUAUCUGGUGCAGUAUGUAGUUCUUUUGCAGUAGGUUAUAAUUACUUUUUCUUUCUUCCUUCCUUCCUUCCUUCCUUCCU
Molecule: messenger RNA, 4650 nt
Organism: Chiloscyllium plagiosum (whitespotted bambooshark)
Lineage: Eukaryota; Metazoa; Chordata; Chondrichthyes; Orectolobiformes; Hemiscylliidae
Gene: macc1
Product: MET transcriptional regulator MACC1
Cellular component (GO): cytoplasm
Molecular function (GO): protein binding
Source: RefSeq, a predicted model, not a curated record